CUUUGAUCAUCAUCACAACAAAUACAAAACAGAGAUAUCCAUACCCGUAGUACCUGCUAUUCUUCAAAAAAUUUCAUCAAUUUGCAUCUCAUCUCAAUGUGUAUAAGUUCAACAGUUAGAGUUGUGGUGAACCUGAUGGAUUCGACCUAAGUGUGCUAAUUUAGUAGGAUAAUGGAAAAGAUUUACUACAGCAGCAAAUUUUUAUAUAAUGCACUGCAUUGUAGUAGUGACAAAUUAUGGUAGGAGAUGGAAAUUUCAAUUGAAAUUUAAUUAUAUCGAAAAUGAUUUUAAAAAAAAAUAUUUUUUUAUUUUGCAAAUCUACUAGUUAAUAAGUUUCACAUUUCAGUCCUAGAGAGGAUAUGCAUUAUAUAUAUAUAUUAUUUUACUUUAGGCAACUCCUCGUCUUAUGGAACCUUAUUAUUUUGUUGAAGUUGUUGCUCCAGCUGAUUGUGUAUCAGCUGUUUAUACAGUACUUUGUCGUCUUUGGUGCGUAUUCUUUUGUCUUUUUCUUUUUGUUUUUGGUUAA
Rotaria sp. Silwood2 is the source of this 526-nucleotide messenger RNA. Lineage: Eukaryota; Metazoa; Rotifera; Eurotatoria; Philodinida; Philodinidae. The record is from the annotation of a GenBank genome assembly.